Hemiscyllium ocellatum (epaulette shark) is the source of this 1363-nucleotide messenger RNA. RefSeq names its product ATP synthase F1 subunit delta (gene atp5f1d). Gene Ontology annotation, biological process: proton motive force-driven ATP synthesis. The coding region runs from base 72 to 578 and encodes 168 amino acids. NCBI's taxonomy places the organism in Eukaryota, Metazoa, Chordata, Chondrichthyes, Orectolobiformes, Hemiscylliidae. Gene Ontology annotation, molecular function: proton-transporting ATP synthase activity, rotational mechanism. The transcript is spliced from 5 exons. The record is from RefSeq and is a predicted model, not a curated record.
GCAGGCUGGGUGCUGGCUUGUCCUUGGCGAGCUGCGGGUCGGUUACUGAGGGAGAGGCCUCUCGUUGCACCAUGUUCACCGCUGCUGUCCGCUCUAUCGUCCGUCCUGACAGGCUGCACCUGCUCCGGCAGGGGUUACUCAUCAGGUGCUAUGCCGAAGCGGCGACGUCCUCAGCUCACAAGAUGUCUUUUACAUUCGCCUCUCCCACCGAGGUGUUUUAUAAUGAAGCCAACGUGAAACAAGUUGAUGUUCCAACACUGACUGGAAGUUUUGGUAUUCUUCCUGCCCACGUACCCACGUUACAAGUGUUAAAACCAGGAAUCGUAACAGUGUAUGAUGAAGAAGGUGCACAGACCAAGUAUUUUGUGAGCAGUGGUUCUGUGACAGUGAAUGCAGACUCAUCCGUUCAGCUCCUGGCUGAAGAAGCUGCAGCUCUGGAUGAAUUAGACGUAACAGCUGCAAAGGCUAACCUGGACAAAGCCAAUGCUGAACUAUCAUCUGCAUCUGGUGAGAUAGAACGGGCAGAGGCCUUGAUUAGCAUAGAAGCUAAUGAAGCAAUCAUAAAAGCGCUGGAGUAACUUGACAAGUGCAUCACUCAGAUACAGAACUGGAAGUACCAAAAAACCGACACCUGAAAACCAGGCUGGACAGACCGCCAACGCUGUAUCGAAGACAGACUGACGAUGUCACCUAGCAAGACGACAAAAUGUCUGCAGAAAAACAUGUCAGCAAAUAAAUCUACAACUUGCAUCACUUCUGUUUACUUUAACCAUUCCUGUGGUCGUAUUCUGUAUUCUCACCACUCUGGGUUAGUCUCUUUUGCAUUCUGCAUUCCACAUUCCUUCUGUAUCCACUGCAUCAGAAUCUGUCGAAAAUAUAUCGCGGUCACAUUUCAGCUGCGAUUGCUACCGAGAGGAAAGAAACCCAUCUUGUUCAGUCUUUACUCAUGUGCAUGACCACACUUUUCUGGUAUUAUAAUUGUAAAUUUUCUUUGCGCUCUCUCCAGUGCUUUUAGUCCUUUUUGUGAAGCUUUACAAGAUUACCCAGAAUCGCAUACAGUAUCUCAAUGUGGCCUACCCAAAGAUGAGGCACAUAUUCAGUGUUACACCUUUACAAUUCAAUUCCAUUCUUCUGGAAGUGCUCAAUUUGAUUUUUUUAUGACUUUGCUAUCCCAUGGUCCAAUUUCGUGAUGGCUGUACUUCUCCUCUGAGAUCCCUUUGUUCCUCUCGCCUACCUGGAUGUAUACCACCUAAAGUAUUUUACGAAAUGUGCAGUUUUUUCUAAUAUGCUGUUUAAUUACCAGAUUAUGCAAUUGUAUAAUUUCUUUUGUUGCCAUGUCAUCAAAUAAGUUGCAUUGACCUAA